AUGUCCGCCCAGAUCGAGGCUAGGUCUCUGGCCUCGCUCAACUAUCUUGCGGCCAACCCGCCGCAAUAUCCUCACAAGCCCGCCGAGCAGCGUCAAGAUCCCCUCACUCUCUACAUCUCCCGUGUACCAGGCACACGAGACGUCAUUUUGACAACGUCGAAACCGCAUCUGAAAAACGUCACAAGCGAAGAUGUUGCCAACUCCUUCUACUACAUCCACCUGGAACGCCCCGACGACGGCGGUCACCCGUACAACCCAAGCCUGGCCGCCGCCGCUGCAGCCUCUCAGCAGCAGCCUCACCACCUGCGCAACCCGGACACGCCCAGGUCGAGUCAGGACAGCGCCCGCAGUACGAACCAGAUUCGCCGCAAGCCCCUGCCCACCGCCGCCAAAGUACCCUCGCCGCCCGCCGACCCGGCGCGCUCUCACCUGCCGCCGCCAUCUUCGCAAAUGUCUUCGGCCCCGGGCUCGGCCCCGGGUACCGCCCCUUUAUCCUCUUCCCAUCCUGCUGCUGUAGGGAACGGCGGUUACGGCUACGGCUCCGGCCACGCAGCCGGAGCUGACACCCGAGAACCCCGCUCUACCGAAGACCGCCCUGAGCUACCCCCGCGCCCGAUCUCCUACUCCCCGCCCGCACCGGUCCGCAAACCCGUAGGUCCCCGCGCCAUCCCGACACCGGCCCCGGACCACGACGCACCCUGCGCCCGGCCGCCGCCGACUGACACCCACCGCGAUGCGCCCUCCCGCUCGCCAUCGCGCAUCCCCGAAGAGUCCACGUCCCCUCGGCGCUCCCGCCGCUGGUCCCGUCCGCCCAUCGGCGCCUCGUUCCUCCGCCAGCAGUCCCGCUCCCCCUCGCCGAACCGCUUCCACAACACCACCGCAGUGCCCUACAGCCUCUCACUGAUCCGCCGCGACCCGAGCUCGGGGAACCAGUGGAACGUGGGCCGCGUCUCGUCGCACCAGCUCGAGGACGCCGGCGACGACGGCUACGAGUACUUCUCCUUCGACUCGGCCGGCCUGUCCGCGCACGACCGCCGCCGCGCCAACGCGCCCCAGCCGCCCAUCCACAUUCAUCUCGAGUCCUCGGGCUACGCAAAGUUCCGCCACAUGCCACUACGCCAGAGCGUCGACGCGCCCCGGAACUCCAUGUGCUCGCCGCCCUUUGCCAACUCGGAAGACGCCCUCCAGCACAUGCAGCAGCAGCAGCUACUGCAACGUCAGUCCCCCGAAGGCGGCUUCUCGCGGCAGGUCGUCAUGUCCUACGCCAAAUCCUGGUCCUCCAACAUACGCGAAAAGCUUAGCUCUCGCUCUCGCUCCGGCAGCAUCGACGAUGGCGGCGCCGGCGCCGGGUUGACGGCAACGACGACGACCCUCGGCACGUCCCCGGCGCGGUCCAACAACCGCCACUCGCGCCAGCUGAGCUCGCACUCGACGGGCUCCGUCUCCUCUAACGGCAGCGACUCGGGUCCCAUCAUCACGCAGCCGGGCUACGGCCUGCGUCCCCAGGGCUACCUCUUCGUCUCGCCGUGGGACGGCCGCUGCGAGUUCCGCACGGGCAACGCCGGCCGCAGCGUCAAGUGCCGACACGUCCUGCCGACGGCCGGCGGCCUGAGCAACCCGCUCGCGCCGACGACCUCGUCGACCUACUCGGCCGCCGUGAGCGAGCUGCGCUUCAACCUGCCGAGCUCCGAGCUAUUCCGCCAGGAGGGCAAGAGGGAGCAGCUCAGCGGCCACUUCAGCAGGCUGCUCAAGGUCGGCGGCGGCGGCGGCAACCGCGACGGCGAGUACAGCGACGAGGACGAGCCGCCGAGCCCGUUCGACCUGAAGCUCGGCAGGGAAAGGGCCGGCGGCGGCAAUCGCGGCAAGAGAGCCAAGCUCGGCAAGCUGAUUAUCUACCCAGAGGGCCUCAAGAUGUUGGACCUCGUCGUGGCUGCCAACAUGGGCGUUUGGUGGGGAGCAUGGGAGAAGACGUUUUAG
Messenger RNA from Colletotrichum higginsianum IMI 349063, 1977 nucleotides. RefSeq lists its product as uncharacterized. The coding region runs from base 1 to 1977 and encodes 658 amino acids. The record is from RefSeq and is a predicted model, not a curated record. Lineage: Eukaryota; Fungi; Ascomycota; Sordariomycetes; Glomerellales; Glomerellaceae. The transcript is spliced from 2 exons.